AUCAGUAAACUAAAAUGUAUGUUGAAAAAAAAAUGAGCUGUGGAAAACAAUCACAUCAAUUACGAAUCACCCCCUAGAGGGCCAAUCAGAAUGAAAGACUCUGGCUGAGUCAGCAGGUUUUUAACGACUAAACCACGGCGCGCGCAAUAAACCCUAAACCCAUAUCUUAUAUUCAUCUCUGCGAGUCAGAAGUCAGAACCAAGAACUAAACUCUAGAAAAAUCUCAUCUCACCAAUGGGUAAGGUAUGUAACCGUCCUUUAGAUAAGUACUACCAUCUCGCCAAGCAGCGCGGCUUCCGCUCCCGUGCCUCCUACAAGCUCAUCCAAAUCAACGCCAAGCACUCUCUCCUCCACAAAUCCCAUGCCGUUCUCGAUCUAUGCGCCGCCCCCGGUGGUUGGAUGCAAGUCGCCGUCGAUAAAGCUCCCUUCGGCAGCCUCGUUCUCGGGAUCGAUCUCGUUCCCAUCAUCCCCAUCCGUGGCUGCGUCGCUAUCCAGCAGGAUAUCACGCGGCCUGAGUGCAGGUCAAAGAUUAAGCAAGUGAUGGAGAAGCAUGGUGUUAGGGCUUUUGAUCUUGUUCUUCACGAUGGGUCUCCUAAUAUCGGUGGUGCCUGGUCUCAGGAACUUAUGAGUCAGAACGCUUUGGUUAUCGAUUCUGUGAAGUUGGCCACGGAGUUCUUAGCUCCUAGAGGAAACUUUAUCACCAAGGUUUUCAGGUCUCGAGAUUAUCACUCUGUGCGCUUCUGUCUUCGGGAGCUAUUCGAGAAGGUUGAGGAGUUGAAGCCAACGGCUAGUCGUUCAACAUCUUCAGAAACGUAUCUUAUAGGUUUGAAUUACAAAGCUCCUGCCAAGAUUGAUCCUCGUCUUCUUGAUUAUAGACAUCUUUUUAAAGAAACAGCAGAACCCACGAGAAAGGUUGUGGAUGUGCUUGGAGGAUCAAAACAGAAGAGAAACCGUGAUGGGUAUGAAGAUGGAGAGUCCAUUUUGAGAAAAGUUGCAUCUGCUGCUGAUUUCAUCUGGUCUGAAAAUCCUCUUGAGAUUCUUGGCACAGUUACUUGUAUAUCCUUUGAUGAUCAAGCCUCUCUACCUUUAAAAGAACAUGAUUUGACUACAGAGGAGAUUAAAAUUCUAUCCGACGAUCUUCCUGUUUUGGGGAAGAAUGACUUCAAACACAUCCUAAAAUGGAGAAUGCAAAUUAGGAAAGCUCUGACUCCUGAAAAAAAGGAAGUGGCUAAAAAGGAGCCUGAUGUGGGAAAGGAAGACGAGGAAAAUGAGGAUGAUAGACUACUCAGUGAAUUAGAAGAGCUCACUAACGCAGCAGACCGCAAGAAGAAACAGGCAAAGAAGCUUCUUGCAAAACGACGGGCCAAGGAUAAGACGAGGACGGCGACUAAUCCACAAAUAGAUGCACUUGAAGAUGGUUAUGUAGACCAUGAACUGUUCUCCCUUGCUGCUAUCAAGGGAAAGAAAGAUCUAAUGGCAGUUGACAAUGACGAAGAUGAUAACGCCAACGCCAAUGAAACUGAGAACGAAGAUCGUAGUAAUGGAGCUUCAGAUGACUCCAAAGACAGUGACAUAGAUUCUGAUGAAGAGCGUCAGAGAUACACUGAACAAAUGGAAAAGAUGUUUGAUGAGGCAUACGACCGUUAUAUGGUGAAGAAAGAAGGAAGCGCAAAGCAAAGGAAGCGAGCUAGGCAGGCACACGCUGAGAAGCUUGAGGAGGGUAAUGGAGAUGAAGAGAUAAAACUCGAUUAUGAUUCAGAUAUGAACGAAGAGAUGGACGAGGCAAACCCACUUGUGGUACCACUGGAUGAUGGAGAGACCCAAACAAAGGAAGAAAUCUCCAACCAGUGGUUCAGUCAGGAUAUAUUUGCUGAAGCCGUGGAAGGAGGAGACUUGGGUGAAGAUGACAGUGAGCAGAAGGCAUCGAAAGCAAGCGUGUUGACUGGUCAGAGUUUACCCAUCAGCUCCAAGAAGGAAGAAGAUUUCGAGAUAGUUCCUGCACCAGCCACUGAUUCAUCAGACUCAGACUCAUCCUCUGAUGAUGAUGAACUUCUUACAAAGGCGGAGAUGUUGGCCUGUGCCAAGAAAAUGCUAAACAAGAAGCAGAGGGAAGAGAUGCUUGACGAUACUUAUAACAAACACAUGUUUGCGGACGAAGGUUUACUACCCAAAUGGUUUCUGGACGACGAGAAACACCACAGGCAACCGAUGAAACCCAUCACGAAAGAAGUAGCUAACGCAAUGAAGGCUCAGUUCAGAGAAAUCAAUGCUCGUCCGGCCAAGAAAGUGGCUGAGGCCAAGGCACGGAAGAAGCGAGCGGCGGCCAAAAGAUUUGAGAAGGUGAGGAAGAAGGCAAAUGCAAUAUCCGACACAGCUGAUAUAUCGAACCGUUCGAAGGACAAGAUGAUAGACAAGCUAUACAAGAAAGCGGCGGAGCCGAGGAAGGCUAAGAAAGAAAUGGUUGUGUCGAAGAAAGGAGUAGGGGUUAAGGUUGGGAAAGGUCAGAAGAGAGUGGAUAGGAGGAUGAAGAGUGAUGCUAGGCAACGUGGAGGAGGCAAGCCUGGCAGGAAGGGGAUGAAGAGUGCCACUGGUUAAUCAGGCCAGAAGGUAAAAAAAACGAGAGGUAAGAGACCCAUGGGCGGCGGGUAA
Messenger RNA from Brassica napus (rape), 2649 nucleotides. Its product is annotated as pre-rRNA 2'-O-ribose RNA methyltransferase. Gene Ontology annotation, biological process: maturation of LSU-rRNA from tricistronic rRNA transcript (SSU-rRNA, 5.8S rRNA, LSU-rRNA); rRNA methylation; maturation of 5.8S rRNA from tricistronic rRNA transcript (SSU-rRNA, 5.8S rRNA, LSU-rRNA). Gene Ontology annotation, cellular component: preribosome, large subunit precursor; nucleolus; nucleus. The record is from RefSeq and is a predicted model, not a curated record. Lineage: Eukaryota; Viridiplantae; Streptophyta; Magnoliopsida; Brassicales; Brassicaceae. Gene Ontology annotation, molecular function: rRNA (guanine) methyltransferase activity; rRNA (uridine-2'-O-ribose)-methyltransferase activity.